UUACUUUGAUGCAUUAUAAAAUAAAAAAUAAAUAAAUAUUAAAUAAUGGAAUUAGAUGAAUUCUGCUGCGUUUGUGUUCAAAAAAAUUUACAUUUAGAGUUAAUUGAAAAUCUUGACGAGAAUGAAAUUAAGUAUAGUGAAAAACUGUGUUUAUGUGACAAUAACCAGGAAUGGAAAAGAGAAUAUAAAAUAUGCAUAAACUGCAUUGCACAGCUGAAUUUGGCAUACAACUUUAUUCAGAUGUGUUUUAAAAGCAAAGAACUGAGAGAAUCCAUAAAAUCAGAACAACAAAAGGCUUAUCCCUGUGAUCAGUGCAAUAAAAAGUUUUUACAGAAAUCGUCCCUAUUGACGCAUAUAAUUAUAAUUCACAAUGAGCAAAAACCUGAAGAAAGUGAGCAACAUUUCGAUUCCCGAGAUAAUAAAAUAGAAAUAGAAAAUGACAAACUUAGUGAAUGUGUUAUAAAUGAGGUAAAAACAGAAGGAAAUAACUAUUCUAGUGAAGAAGAAGAAGAAAGACCGAAACCAGUAUUAAAGAAAAAAUACAACAAACUUAAAGUCCCAUUGACUUGUGAAUAUUGUGGCAAGAAUUUCAAUAGAAGACAGCAUUAUACUGCUCAUAUUCGUGCCAAACAUACUUUUGAGAAACCAUACAAGUGUGAUCUUUGUGAUGCAAAGUUCACUAACUCUCAUAGCCUCCUUGUUCAUAAAAGAAAUCACAACAAUGAGAAACCAUUUGUGUGUUCUUAUUGUGGGAAAUGUUUUGUAUGCUCUGGUGAUUUAUACCAUCAUAGCAAAAUACAUUUAAAUAAAAGAGAGUACAAGUGUAAUUUGUGUGAUAAAAGUUUUAACACUACAAGUAUUUUAAGAACUCAUAAAAUAUGCAUGCAUGUUGAACCAAAAGACUGGAAAUAUAUUUGUAAAUACUGUGAAAAGAGAUUUCCCAUAAAUUCCAGCUUGGUUACUCAUAUGAAGAGACAUGAAGGUAUCAAAGAAGUUGAUUGUCAUAUAUGUGAUAAGAAGUUUUUUGAUAAAUCUGAGUUGUCCAAACAUUUCAGAUCGCACAAUAAUGAAAGGCAGUUCAAAUGCAACAUAUGUCAAGACAAAGAGUAUAAAAACCAUUAUGGUUUGAAGAAACACUUGAAAAUUAUUCAUAACAUAGGAUCAAUUAACAUUCCAAAACCAGAAAAGAAGUUUGCCUGUCCUCUGUGCUCAAAAACUUUUGCUUUUAACAAUAAACUACAGAAACACCUUUGUACACACACUGGAAUAAAACCUUUUAAAUGUCUCCAUUGUGAUAAAAGGUUCAUAGAGAACUAUUAUAUGAAGAUGCAUUUAAAAAAGAAACAUAAUAUUGAUAGUGCAACUGCUGAAGUAGGAUAAUUAUAGGGCCUGAGACUUCAUUUUCUUAAUUUUUUUUACAAACUUAUAGUCUAGGUAGUCUGGGAAAUACUUAUGUUAAAGAAAAAUAAUAUAGUAUUCAAUAAUCAUACAGGGAGAUAGAAGUAGUUUGUAUUUUGUUCUAAAGUAGAAUAAUUUGAGUAUACAUAUAGAAUAUAAUUGUAGAAACAAGACUGCAACAACUAUUUCAAGUGAAAGAAUUAUUUCUAUGAAUAAUAUCGAAUUUUUUAUUCUCUACCAUUGAAUACUUUUAAAAUGACUUUUUAAAUUGAUCUAUGGGAUCUGCAUCACUUUCUUUUAAUACCUUAAGACAUAUUUACGAGACUCUGUAGGUAGACCAGUUUAAAUAGUGUGUCACUGUGAUUAUUAUAUUAUGUAAAAAUAGACUCUAUUUUUCAGACUAUAGCAAGUAUUAUUUUAAACAGUGAUUUUGUUCCUUAC
This is a messenger RNA of Diabrotica balteata, 1839 nucleotides long. Lineage: Eukaryota; Metazoa; Arthropoda; Insecta; Coleoptera; Chrysomelidae. The record is from the annotation of a GenBank genome assembly.